AUUCCGCUGUUUUGGCCUCUCUUUAAAGAAUGAUAGGUGUAUAGAUCAUUCGACUUCAUGAGCUCAUGACCCUCGUUAUGGUCUUAUAAUUAGUGCUAUUGAUUCUGGUGGCCAUACUCUUGUAUCAUGGCUGCUCUGUUUCACAUUCUUCUCUUUCUUACAGUUUAUUGCCAAAUCUCAUCUUCGACCACUGACGCUCUGAAUAAAGGUUCAUCCCUAUCAGUAGAGAAACCAGACAAUGUUUUAACUUCACCGGAUGGAGUUUUCACUGCCGGAUUUCACCAAGUCGGCAACAAUUCGUUUUGCUUUGCCAUUUGGUUCAGUGAGUCAUCUGAUCACUACAGAAGCAGAACCAUAGUGUGGAUGGCCAACCGGAACCAACCAGUCAAUGGCAGACAUUCAAAGCUCUCCCUCCUCAGAACUGGUGAUCUCAUCUUAACCGACGCUGGUCAGUCCAACGUGUGGUCCACCUCCACUUCUUCAUUCUCUCCUGCCAACUUAAGCCUCUACAAUUCCGGCAAUCUUGUUCUGCAAACUUCGCAACGUGUCAUCCUAUGGCAGAGCUUUGAUUUUCCAACUGAUACUCUUCUUCCAAGCCAACUACUCACCAGAAACACAAUCCUUGUCUCCAUGAGAAGCCCCAGCAAUUACUCCUCUGGCUUCUACAAGCUCUUCUUCGACGAUGACAACCUUCUCCGUCUACUCUUCGACGGACUUGAGAUUUCAAGUGUGUAUUGGUUCGAGCCGUGGCUCACAGGCCAAUCCGCCGGAAGGUCCACAGACAACAGCAGUAGGGUUGCAGUUAUGGAUUCCCUUGGCAAUUUUACUUCUUCAGACAAAUAUACUUUGAUCGCUUCCGAUUAUGGUACAGCUUCUCAGAGACGGCUGACAAUUGAUUGUGAUGGGAACGUUCGGCUGCGCAGCCGGUCCAAACCCGGAGACAGAUGGAAUGUGACAGGGCAGAUCAUUCAAGAUCCUUGUAAGAUUCAUGGGGUUUGUGGCCCUAAUAGUGUGUGCCGCUAUGAGCCUAGUACCGGAAGAGAAUGUUCUUGCAUUCCUGGUUACAAAAUGACGUACCAUACUGACUGGUAUUAUGGUUGUGAACCUGAGUUCAGUUACACUUGCACCAGAAAUGAGUCCACCUUCUUCAAGCUUUCAAAGCUCGAGUUUUUCGGGUAUGAUUACGGAUACUUCACCAACUACACAUUCAGGGAGUGUGAGGAUCUUUGUUUGCGGCUGUGUAACUGCAAAGGGUUCCAAUACUCUCUGAUUCCAAGCCUUCAUAUUGGUUCCUAUAGCUGUUAUCCGAAAACGGUGUUGCUCAAUGGUUACACUUCUCCUAGCUUCUUCGGAGACUUGUAUUUGAGAGUGCCAAAGAUGCAUCUGUCAGCUUAUGGAUUGCCACAAGAAGACUAUAGCUUGAGUUGCUUAGAAAAGGUGAUUGAGCUAGAUAGGACCUAUGAGAAGAGCCGUGUAUCUAGUCUAGUCAAAUUUUUGCUUUGGUUUGCCUGUGGAGUUGGAGGGUUUGAGAUUAUUUGUAUACUUUUGAUUUUGGGUGUGAUAACUCGAAAUCGGAGAGAUUCCAAUGAGGAUAAGUACGGUUACCAUCUUGCUGCAACUGGAUUCAAGAGGUUUAGCUACUCUGAGCUCAAGAAGGCGACAAAGGGUUUUAGUGAAGAAAUUGGAAGAGGAGCUGGAGGUGUUGUUUACAAAGCUGUGUUGGUUGAUCAUCGAGUUGCUGCGAUCAAGAUGCUUAAUGAGACUAACCAAGGAGAAGGCCAGUUUCUAGCAGAAGCAAACACAAUUGGGAGGUUGAAUCAUAUGAAUCUGAUAGAAAUGUGGGGAUAUUGCUCAGAGGGAAAGCACAGGCUACUUGUAUAUGAGUACAUGGAGAAUGGUUCCUUGGCACAAAAGUUGGCUUCCAAUGAGCUAUAUUGGGAGAAGAGGUUUGAGAUUGCUCUAGGCACUGCAAAGGGCCUAGCUUAUUUGCAUGAAGAAUGUUUGGAGUGGGUUUUACACUGUGAUGUUAAGCCUCAAAACAUAUUGCUGGACUCCAAUUACCAACCAAAAGUUGCAGAUUUUGGCCUCUCCAAGCUACUUAACAGAGAUGACCUCAAGAAAUGGAGCUUUUCGAAGAUAAGAGGAACUAGAGGUUACAUUGCUCCGGAGUGGGUUUACAAUUUGCCAAUCACAUCCAAAGUGGACGUGUACAGCUAUGGGGUUGUGGUCAUGGAGAUGGUGACCGGAAAGAACCCGCUAAAGCCUGAUGUGGAUUCGAUUGACGGCGAGCACAGAAGACUGAUCAUGUGGGUGAGGGAGAAACUACUUAAUGGAACUUCAGCUAGUGAGAUUGAAGCUCGGAUAGGAGAAGUCAUAGACCCUUCGUUUGCAGGUGAAUAUGAUGUUAAGAAGAUGGCGAUUCUAUUGGAAGUAGCUUUACGUUGCGUAGAAGAAGACAGGGACAAAAGACCAACGAUGAGCCAAGUCGUUGAGAUGCUUGUGCUGCUUGACAAAGACCAAGAGCAUUAGUUGGCUCAUUUGGCCGCAUCAUCCUGUAACUAAAAAACUAUUGUACAAAUAAUGUGCGUGUAUUUUAUUGAUGGCGUAACCGAUCGAAAGUCAUGCUUAC
This is a messenger RNA of Argentina anserina (silverweed cinquefoil), 2629 nucleotides long. Its product is annotated as putative receptor protein kinase ZmPK1. Gene Ontology annotation, molecular function: ATP binding; protein serine/threonine kinase activity. Bases 127 to 2529 code for a protein of 800 amino acids. The transcript has a single exon. Gene Ontology annotation, biological process: protein phosphorylation; recognition of pollen. Lineage: Eukaryota; Viridiplantae; Streptophyta; Magnoliopsida; Rosales; Rosaceae. The record is from RefSeq and is a predicted model, not a curated record.